Molecule: messenger RNA, 4577 nt
Organism: Thrips palmi
Lineage: Eukaryota; Metazoa; Arthropoda; Insecta; Thysanoptera; Thripidae
Exons: 20
Coding region: 366-4577 (1403 amino acids)
Biological process (GO): ribosome biogenesis
Cellular component (GO): nucleolus
Source: RefSeq, a predicted model, not a curated record
UCUUUCAGGUGGUGAACCGCCCGGACGCCCUAGAUGCGGCGAAGAUGCCUCAAUUAAACAUCUCCUAGAGAUCUGUGAUUUCACUGAUAAAUCCUCAUUUGAAGACCACCUCAGCCAAAAUCACAUAAGUACAACUAGGAACCAAAAAAGAGAAGAAUACCCUGGCUUCCGGCCUCUAAUACGCCCGAGGGCGAAGGCCAUUUACAUUCAUGCCCCCCCCCCCUAGUGCGUUCCGUGUUCGGGGCAGCAUGUCAGGAACAACAGGUAUUUAAACAAACAAAUCUUAGAGAAUCUGUUGUCAAGGGAAAACAAUUAUUUCAUGGCUGGAAACAAAAUCUUAAAUCCACACUCAAUUUGAUUCACGGAUGAAGCUACUGGAAAGGCUGUAUAGUGAUGGAGAACCUUUCGCCAAACGCCUCUGCCUUGCACAUAAUGUAUUUCAGUCAACGCGUUUGCCCCUGCCAAGGAAAGAGGAAGCUGUCACCAACUGGCUAUGCCAGGCUGCUGAUAAAUUCAAAGGAAAAGGCAAGAGGAAAAGUCUCUCUGACUCAUCAGGUGAUUUUGUAAAGUUGUGGUCAACUCUCCAUGCUUGUAUAACAAAUCCGAAGUUUGAAUACGCCAACAUAAGGCCUAGCACAAAAGGGUACAUAAUUGAGGUUCUCUCCAAACAAUUAAAUAGAAUAGACUUCUCUCAUAAAGAUACUGUGGUAUUGGAAUGUGCCACAACUGUCUUCAAAGCCAAAAGUUUUGAGUCCUAUUUUGGCACCAACAGUGGGUUGUGCGUUGACUUUGCAACUCUUUUGCUUAAGUCUAUGUCCAUUGAGUGCCCUGAGCAUGUGCCAUUAAUUCAGACCUGCUUGACAACAUUCCAGAAUCUUAGUAAAUCAAGAAAUGAUCUGCGUCUAAAAUUCUUGGAUCAAAUGAUGUUUGUUUUGGCUGAGAUGUUAAAGUCUGUAGAAAGUAAUUCGUCUGUUCAUCAUGACAUUCAUAAGUUUGUCAGGGAGGUAUUGUUCCCUCACACAUCAUCUGAUUUUUUCGAAUUCCUUCGUGAUAAUGUUGUCACAGUAGCCUGCACUGAAAAGCAGUACCCUGUUCCAAAUAAGUUUUUGACGGUUCUUGAGACAGCCAGGAGCUCACUUGAUGAAGACUCAUUUAUUAACUUGUUGACUAUGAUUUGCACUUCAUUUGCUAUAAAUCAAAAAGAUGAUAAAGACCGGUAUUCAUUUGUAUUCCCAAUGUAUGUUUGUAUCUCUUAUCUUGUUGGAUUUGAGGUAAAGAAAGAGGGAAUAGCUGUGUCUUAUGAAAGGUUGAGUCAAAUCUGUGCUAAGGGAGAGAUCAAGACUAUGUCCCUCAGAGUCCUUUACAAUAUGAUUAAGCCUCUAACAGGGAAGGUAUCUACUUUGAAUUCUACAAUAAAUGGCACAUCUUUAAGUGUGUGGCUAACGGCACUUGUGGAAAGUUUCUUUACCACUUCAUCCUUGAUUGAUCCUGCUUCCUCAUUGAAGCUUAUGUCUUCUCUGAUGGACUCGUUCCCUUUUUUGGUCGAGAGUAAUUUCAAGAAUAUCUUCAGUGUAAUUGUGGCUAAGCCUUUUCCGGAGGACUUAAUUCCUGAAUAUACAACUUUCCUUUGUGGAGCACUUGCCUUGUACAACAAACUGAGUCGUUUACCUCACUUUACUGCAGUUUUCAUUGCAUCUCUACAAGAUGGAUUUAUAAAACAACAAGGUGGCGGCAUUUUACCGCCAAGUCAUAACAUGUGGCUACCACCUUCAUUCACUCAACAGCUUGUUGAAGUAGCCACUGUUAUGCCCUCUGCAACAUCCUGUAGGAUCCUUAAUUUUCUCAUCAGCCAUUUUGAUACUUUCAUGGAACCAAAUUUUUCACUUGACAGAGGCUACAAGAACUUACUCCUUCAUACUAUUUUUGAACUCAUUACCUCUAUCUUCAGAGGUAUCCGUUUGAUAGAACUGUCCACAACUGAUAAAGCUCGAAGUGACUUUUGUGGUGUGAUGCAUAAACUAAGUUCAAAGCUUGGUGCAUUUGGUGACUUGGUUUUAAAAGAUGACAAAAAUGACUGUCUAUUGCUUAUUUCAUUUUUAAAUGCUGCUUAUCAUUGGGCAGCUCAAGCAGUCCUCAUUGAGCAGUAUGCUGACGCAGGCCGUGAAGAGCUGCUGCUAUCAAUUGGAACUAAUCUUAAAACCGAAUGCAAAGAUUUAUGUGGUGGCAGCAUUCUUUCUUACUUGCAUCCAUACUUGACCCACAAGCAAUGGGAGUCUAUUUAUGACAAAGCAGUUAACCUAGAUAAUGAAGAUUGCAGGAGUUUACUGAUCAAAUUAGACGCUCAACUUCUUUCUGCUCUUCUUAUGUUCAAUUCUUCCCAAUCCUCUUUACCCAAAGUUGUUGCAAAGCGCGCAUGUGCUUUGAUGGUACAAAAGCCCACUGGCCCAUGUCAAACAAUUGACCGUAACUUAAUAUCUAAUGUAAUUACAAUGGCAAGCUUGCUUGAUGCCUCUGAGCUCUUAUCCCUUGGGGACUGCCUCACUGCUAGUCUCAUCGCCAAUCAAAAUGAUGACUCACUUAAUGAUAUUAUGGCACAUUUAACCGAAGAAAGGUUGAUUGCUUGUAGUCUGGUUUGCUGUCUCUUAAAAAGUUUGAGGCGAAAAGUGAAAGCUUCCAAACGCAGGAGGGAUGAUUCUGAAGCAAAUGUUUGGAGGGUUGCCAAAGCAGUCUUAGGUAAAAUUGAUGCGGAAGUUCUAAUACAGCAAGAACUGGAAGGAGACCCUGUGUCUGAAGAACUGAGCUCCGUGCUUUUAUCCAUGGCUUCUUCUCUCUCCUCAACUCUGUCAUCCCUGGAUGGUGGUGAGAGGCGGUUGUCUGGAGAAGAGAGUGAUUUGACCAUUAUCUCGCAGCACCUUCAUAUCCUCCAUUCUUUCCCUCUUGGCUUCUUUAUAUCUGGAUGUCAAGAUGUCGUAUUUCUGUCUUUGUUAAGUUUGGCUCUCGAUUGUUCAUCUCUUGCCCCAUCACAGAUAAGAGAUGAAAUUCUCCAAGAAAUUUUCGAUCAUCUAUUGUUGGGAUUAUAUGAGAAGAUUGAACAACGGAGUCCAAAUCUGAAGGGAUACAUCGACCAUAAGGCUUUAAUUGGUGCCCUGGCAUAUUUUGUAGUCCAUCAUAAUGUUGGGAGUCGUCUUUUGGAACUGCUGUUGGCACAAGCUUUACAUGAAGAGCAAUUGCUGGAACAAAUUCUUGAUAGAAUCAUAGUGAUGAAAACAGAAGGCAAGAAGGAAACUCCAAGCAAAGAAAAUUUACUGCUGGGAACCCUUUUCUUACAAGUCUCCUCAGGAAUAAAAUUAAAAUCGUUGGGGUCUCUCGAAUCUUCAGUAAAUCUAGAUAAGUCCACCACGGAUCCCAUAAGAAAAUUGAAUAAGACCCGUAAAAAAAUAGCCAAGACCUUUGAAAAUCUUAUUCAGAGCCAACUUGUCAACACUAAAGAAGGAUUGCAUGCCUUUAGCCUUUGUCUGGAAUACUACAUAAGCUUGGAGAAGGGCAUAGGCAACCUCUCCCAUGAAUUUGAGUCAUUUUGCCACUUUGCAGUUUCUUCACUAAACUCUUCUGAGAAGUCAGAAUCUAAAGCAGCUGAGUCUUUUAUUUUAACAGUUUGUUGCCAUCGGCAAAAGCUGAAUGCAAUCCCAGAGUUCUUAAUCAAGGAUGUUUGGUCUUAUUUAAAACUGUCCAACCAGCCAAAUGAAGCUAUUUUGAAAGCUAUCAUGCAGGCAGCGACUGAUGGAGAAACUUCUUGCAUAAUUGACGAUCUUUUGUCGAUGGCACAACAUCCUGACCAUGAUCAGAAAUGUUUUCACAAUAUGAUUAAAAUUUGGUCCAUGUUGAUGAGGAUAAAAAGUUUAACCAAAGUGCAUCAAAAGAGCUUGGAUGCUCUGAAGGACAUGUUCAGACUUCAGCAGCUUGGGAAAGUGAACCCCAAAUGGCUGCUGGGAUUUUUACAUGAUGUUUUGAUAUCACAGGUCAAAUUAAAUCUGCAAGAUAUGGACUUGUGCUUCCUUAUUCUGCAUGAUGUCAAGUGGCCUCUGAAUGAUCACGCAUACUAUAUUUCGGUUGCAAGACAGUUUUUGUCUGUCUUAUCUGCUAUUUUUAUGCACCGUUUUUCUUUUGCACUAGAUUGUGUACCCAGCUUCAUGCAAAUGCUGCAGAGCCUUGUGAAUUCAUUAGCAGUGGCAAGCAAGCAGAGAACUAAGAUGUCUUAUACAGAAAGUACUGAGUUGGCAGGGAUUGCAUUUGAGGCAGAAAAGUUGGUAACUAUUUUCACCAAACCACUCUAUAAAAAAUCACUAAAGAGAGUUGGUGCCUAUUUCAUAGCUGAUCUUAUUUCCAUUUUUGAAACAAUCCCUCUAUGUUCAUCGGUGAAGAAACACUUUGAAAAUAUGGUUUAUGCACUUUUGAAAAUCAUGGAUGACCAUGCCUUGAAAUUCCUGCUUCGUGUAAUGUCUGUGUCCUCAACUGAAAUCUUUAAAAAGCUUCAAACAUCUUACAAGAAGUUCCACUCGUUUAAAGGCAAGUUGUAA